AUGCCAGCAGGCACCCUUCUGUUCGACGCCUCUGACGUGGGCGAGGAUGUCUUGGGCUACGUCGUCGAUAAUGAUACUCUCAGGAAUGCUAUGUAUAGAUGCAUGUUGGAGCACUCAGCAUCAAGUCAAAGGGAUCUUGAGAUGGUGCAGGGUAUGGUCUACGGCAUUGAUUUUGGGGACUCGCAGGAGGAAGAUGUCGAGUCAAAACGAGAGGAUCAGGCAGUCGAUAUAGACCAUUCAUCAACGGGCGGAGAAGAGCAUUUCCCGUGGCCUAUAGUCGAGCUGGAUAAUGGUGAUAAGAUUAAGUGUCGCCUUAUCGUCGCAUGUGACGGGGCGCGAUCGCGCGUGCGUACUCUAGCUGGUGCUGACUGGUUCGCACACGGCUACGACCAAAGUGCAGUUGUCGCCAACGUUACUCUGCGUGAUCCAAUCAACACCGCGUAUCAGCGCUUCGUAUCUACGGGACCGGUUGCCGUCUUGCCCAUAAACACAGACGAUACUGCCGCCCCGGUUGGAAACGUGAUUUGGACCACCACGACAGUAGAAGCUGAAGCACUCUACAAUGCGGAUGAUGAAGUGUUUAUGAAUGAAUUGAACAUUGUGCUAAAUUCUCAUGAGGAAAACAUGGCAGAAGAAGAAACCAUUCUACUCAACAUUGACGGAGAAAAAGUGAAGAAAGCGAGCGGUAGUGAUGUGCGCCUGUGGUCCAUGAUGGCCAAAGGGCUGCAGAUUGCUUUACCACGCCUCGGACUGUCUGAUGAAGUCUUUUCUGCCGGGCCUGGAUUAGAUCCGCCUGAAUGCCUUGGAGUUGUAGGCAAUCGAGGGCGAUUUCCAUUGGUAUUGGGACACGCGCCUCGGUACGUAAUUGAGGAAAGGCGAACGGUGCUUGUUGGAGACGCGGCUCAUAGCGUCCACCCCUUGGCAGGGCAAGGAGUGAAUUUGGGAUUUGCAGAUGUUCAGUCUCUAGCUGAUUGUCUGGCGUCGGCAGCUGCCACCGGCAGAGACGUCGGCGGCGAGAGGGGCGCCGCUUUGAUGCGCUUUCAGAGAGAGAGGAUGGUUGCCAACGUCGGGAUGAUGGGCGUGUUGCACUCCUUGCAGCGUGUUUUUGAUCGCAAUUCCCCAGCCGGGUUCCGAGAACUGAGACGGGUUGGAUUGUCUGCAAUUAAUGCUGUGAGACCCGUGAAGAAAUUAAUCUUGAGAGCCAUGAGAUAACAGUAAACCAAGACCCGACGGAUCGCGCCUCGAUACCUUU
Messenger RNA from Chondrus crispus (carragheen), 1252 nucleotides. RefSeq lists its product as hypothetical. Gene Ontology annotation, cellular component: mitochondrion. Gene Ontology annotation, molecular function: oxidoreductase activity, acting on paired donors, with incorporation or reduction of molecular oxygen, NAD(P)H as one donor, and incorporation of one atom of oxygen; FAD binding. Gene Ontology annotation, biological process: ubiquinone biosynthetic process. The record is from RefSeq and is a predicted model, not a curated record. The coding region runs from base 1 to 1212 and encodes 403 amino acids. The transcript has 2 exons. Lineage: Eukaryota; Rhodophyta; Florideophyceae; Gigartinales; Gigartinaceae.